AGGUGGCCAUCCAGAACACACAGUGCUGCUCUCAGGAAGAAGUUGAUAAACUCAACGAGGAAAAUGCUGAGAGGGAAAGUUCUGUUCUGCUCCAAAUGGAGCAUCCUGAAUUUCCUACUGAAGGGCCUGAGAAAAAAGAAGAAAGUUUGGCUUUUGAAAGCAGUUACAAAUACAGGAGAAGUUCUGUUCAGAAAUCCUUCACUACAGAAGAGCAGCAAGAAGAUGCUGUUGAUGAUGCUUGUCAAAGUGAAACUGAGCAAGAGAUAGAGAGUAAGUUGCCAGCAGAUGGGGAGAGGAAGGAGGAACAUCAGGUGUCUGGAGAUGAAAAACAAGAAGAGAGGAAGAAAGGAGGAGAUGAAAAUGCUGAUAAAAGUAAAAAAGAAGUUGAGGAACUGCCAGCUCCUUCCCAAAACGAAGAUAAGGCAGGACAAAGCCAUGAUCAAGAGGCACCAGAGGGAAGGUGUAAAGGCUGCGAAAAAGAUGAUAGUCCUACUCCACCAGCACCAUUUGAUCACCGGAUUGUCUCAGCCAAAAGGGUGGGGAUCAGCAGUUACUAUAACGUCAGUGAGAAUGAAAUCCUGGGAGGAGGGCGAUUUGGUCAAGUGCACAAAUGUGAAGAGAAAGCAACAGGUCUCAAACUAGCAGCCAAAAUUAUAAAAGCAAAAGGUCCUAAACAGAAGGAUGACGUAAAGAAUGAAAUUAGUGUCAUGAACCAGCUGAAUCAUGUGAACCUCAUCCAGCUAUAUGAUGCCUUUGAAUCAAAAAAUGACUUUGUCCUAGUCAUGGAAUAUGUGGAAGGAGGAGAGUUAUUUGACCGAAUUAUUGAUGAAAACUAUAAUUUGACAGAGAUGGACACUAUCUUGUUCAUAAAACAGAUCUGCGAGGGAAUUCAGUACAUGCACCAAAUGUACAUUCUUCAUUUGGAUCUCAAGCCUGAGAAUAUCCUGUGUGUGAACCGAUCAGCAAAUCAAAUAAAAAUUAUUGAUUUUGGAUUGGCAAGAAGAUACAAACCCAGGGAAAAACUUCGAGUUAACUUUGGGACUCCAGAAUUUCUUGCUCCUGAAGUUGUGAAUUAUGAGUUUGUCUCCUUUCCUACAGACAUGUGGAGUGUAGGAGUCAUUGCUUAUAUGCUCCUCAGUGGAUUGUCUCCUUUUUUGGGUGAUGAUGACAAUGAGACCCUCAACAAUAUCUUGUCCUGUAACUGGGAUUUUGAAGAUGAGGAAUUUCAAGGUGUUUCUGAUCAGGCCAAAGACUUCAUUUCAAAGCUCCUCAUCAAGGAAAAAUGCUGGAGAAUAAGUGCAACUGCUGCCUUAAAACACCCAUGGUUAUCAGACCACAAGCUCCACUGCAGACUCCAGAAGAAGACUGAAGGUGUGUCCCAAGCACCCCCAGCUCAAUAA
Messenger RNA from Mesitornis unicolor (brown roatelo), 1400 nucleotides. RefSeq names its product myosin light chain kinase family, member 4 (gene MYLK4). Gene Ontology annotation, cellular component: cytoplasm; nucleus. Gene Ontology annotation, biological process: protein phosphorylation; positive regulation of apoptotic process; intracellular signal transduction. Lineage: Eukaryota; Metazoa; Chordata; Aves; Mesitornithiformes; Mesitornithidae. The transcript has 11 exons. The annotation marks the transcript as partial. The record is from RefSeq and is a predicted model, not a curated record. Gene Ontology annotation, molecular function: protein serine/threonine kinase activity; ATP binding.